UUGAGGGGAAGGAGCGCAGAAGUGAGCCGUGCAAGGAGGGUGUGCAGGAGCUCCCAGGCCCUGGAGGGUCGGGGGCAGGUGGCUGAUUCUGGGGCAAGGUCGCUGCCAGUGCUCACAUCAGCCCCAGUCCCCUGUCCUUGGCUGUGCAUCCGUCACCUCUGGACUCCCCAGGAGCAGCGAGACCUCAGACCGGGCUGUUUCACCAGGCUCUGGAGAGAGGGAACACCUCUGGCCUCGCUGAGAAGUCCUAAUCAAGCUUCUCCAGCCCCACUGUGCCACCUCCUCCCCGACAGUGGUCAGUAGCCUCUUGCAGAAGCCCUGGAAGAAACCUUUUCCCACAGUCCCCCUAUUUGCUAAAGAAGGGCCAUGUCUGCCUUGGAGCAGAGGAACCAGAGCAGGCAGCACACAGAGCCUGAGACAGGCUACAUCACCCCUGGGGUGAAGCCAAGGGGUGAGAUGUUCGUCUUUAUUGAUGGGAAAUGGGGGAAUGACACCUGCUGCCAGCCACCCUGUCCUUCCCACCAGAGACUCUUUAGCAAGAAGGCACAGAAUGAGUGGAGCAUCUGGGAGGAGAAUAGAGCACUCUGGCAGGAAAACCAAGUCCUCUGGAUCAAAAACAGGAUGCUCUGGGAAGAAAACAAGGCCUUACAGUAUCUCCAGUCACAGAACAAAUCUGUCCAGGUAAUUUACUCUGAUGCUCUUCAGCAAAACCUCAAGAGCAAAAAUAAGCCAUUUCCACUCUUCCAAGAGGGGACCACAGGCUUUCAGCUCUGCCUGGACAACAAAGCUCUCCAGUCAGUCCAGAAAAAGAAUAAAUUAUUUGAGGAUUUCCAGCAGGAGAAUAACGCACUCCCUGUUACCUGGAAGGGCCAAAAAGCCGUCACUGUCCAUGAAGAGAGUGAAGAUGCCAGCUCAGACCUUCAGAAGAACACUGACACCACUGCAGCUGUGGAAAAAGGUAACCCCAGCCCAGUCCCCCAGCAGGAACAUGAAGGUAGAAGGAAGAACACUACUCCAACUCAGAAUAAGAUUGAGUCUGCCCCAAGUAUGCCGGGAGAGCAUGAAAUCCUCCGAGUUCUUCAGGACCUGUGUGAGCUCCUCCAUACCUUCCUAAAAAUGAGCCAUCCUUCUGGGGAGAAACAGUGCUGUCACAAUGUCUGUGAUGUGAACAGAUCCUUCCAAGAAGAUUACAAUAAACUGAAGCUGCAGCUGAAAGCUGCGAAAAACACUGUGUCAGACAUCACAGCUCAAAUGGAUAUGCUGGAAAAGGAGAUCAUUGCCAUCACUUCCCCAGUGUAUGAAGAAGCAGGGCAAAAGCUGGCAACUGAGCAUCAGCUCGGACAUGUGUGAAGCUUGGGGCUAAGAACUGCUAGCUCAGUUCCCAAAAAGCUUCCCUCCUUUUUUCAGGAACCUAAUAAAAUCCCAAUAGAGCCUGAAGACAUCUGAGGAACCUUGGUUCUUUCUGAAACUUUCUUGCAGUACUUAGAAAUAUUUCACCUCCUGGUUAGAUGGUGUAGGUGACUGUAAUGAAUUUGCCUAGCCUCAGGAAUCAUGUUUUUCAGCAUUUUUUUUCAAAGUUUCUUACAGUAAAGUCUAGAUUUUCAGAAGGCUAUUGCUUGACGAUCUUAACUCUGAUUACAGCGUGCCAGCUUGUAGUCCAAGGACACACUCACAGUCUCUUCUAAAAACACGUUGAUUAAUAAAGGAGGAUGUCUCCUCCCAGACAUUAUGGUGGGGGCCACAGGAAGAAAUGGAGCUGGCAGCAGGACUUCUCCUGCACAGAGCAGUGAGAUCGCUCUUGAUUUCUUGGCUAGUCAGAUAAAGCAGGUUUUUAGCUGCCCCAGAAUAAGAAAGCCCCAGAGUAAGAAAGUAGGUUGCCAAAAGCAGCAUUUUGAUGGCUGUUCCAUGGAUUAAGCCAGUAUUUAAAAGGGCAUCUACUCACACUAUAAUGGACAAGUCAAUCUACAGUGAUCUGCUGACACAGAAAUGAGAGCCUUUUGAUCUGCUCAGGUUUGAAAUUCUGGUCUAGUCUCAGUUGUGGCCAGAGUGGCUGGAAAUGCAUUUCCUCUGUCCUGGACAGUCUGGAUGCAGUGCACUUUGUCACAAUCUUUCAGGCAGAAUAUGGAAGCCUUUAAGUAAUCUGACAAGACAGAUGCAGUGAGACUUCUGCAGAGCAAUUGUAGGAGCAUUACUGUAAACCAAACGAGAGGUUACAGUGAGGUUUAUCUGUUUCAACAGGACCCCAAAAGCAGGUUUUCACUCUAGUUUAAAAUCUCUAAGUGAUUUGGCACUGAAUUACCUAAAGCAUGAACUAUCUUUCACCUUGUAUUUCACUCAGACAAGACCAUGCCAAGUACAAGUGAUGACUGUUUACUUCAGAGGCUUAAAACAACAGGUAUUUUCUUUUGCUGCUUUGGUUUUGGGAUGCUGAGGGCAAUCUCUCAUGCAUGAAGUUAAAUGGCUGGCUCUCAGAGGUGUGGGUAGGGCUGCAUCUGUAAAGAUCAAGUGAGAAGAAGAGGAGUGAUGUUCAUUAAUAGGUGGAUGUACAGACAGCAAGUUGCUUCUGCUUAAUGACUGGGUCACAGCUAUUAAUAGAUAAAUACCUCAGCACUGUGCUGGAGAACAUUUUUUAUGCCUUCAGACAGGUUGCUUUUUUCUUCGCCAUCUGCAUCACCAGGUUUGAACACAUAGUUUGGUAAGAGAGAGAAACUGGACUAUGGAGACCCUAAUGAAGAGGUUCAGAGGAAGGUAACAGUAGUAAAAAGCUCUGAUCAUGUGUUCAUAUCUUAACAAACUAAUUUGUGUCCCAUUAGAAGAAAUAAACUGCUCUUUUGCCAGUGGUCAGAA
Messenger RNA from Parus major (Great Tit), 2847 nucleotides. It is a transcript of the gene CBY2, whose product is annotated as chibby family member 2. The record is from RefSeq and is a predicted model, not a curated record. Bases 367 to 1350 code for a protein of 327 amino acids. Lineage: Eukaryota; Metazoa; Chordata; Aves; Passeriformes; Paridae. The transcript is spliced from 2 exons.